Molecule: messenger RNA, 1461 nt
Organism: Fibroporia radiculosa
Lineage: Eukaryota; Fungi; Basidiomycota; Agaricomycetes; Polyporales; Fibroporiaceae
Exons: 11
Coding region: 1-1461 (486 amino acids)
Molecular function (GO): FAD binding
Source: RefSeq, a predicted model, not a curated record
AUGCUCCUCAUAGCGACACUCACCCUUAUUUCGGCCCUGUCUGCGGGACAUCUUGUUAAUGCCAACUCUAGCAGUGUUAUAUUUGUCUGCGAGCGGAUUGCAGACACCAUAUCCUCCGCAUCCAGCGUCUACUACCCUUCGAGCCCGAAUUACGAAGCGGAUAUAUAUCAUUAUGCUAAUUCCAGCACGCAGAAUUCUGUUUGCUCUGUGGAACCAGGGACGCCUGAAGAUGUUGGUGUGAUCCUUCAGAUCCUCGGAGCUUCUCGAACGCCAUUUGCUGUGAAAGGUGGCGGGCACAUCAUGAAUCCUGGAUACUCCUCUACACCGGGGGUACAAAUUGCGAUGACACGGUUCAAUGAUGUCGAUUACGACGCUUCGACUGGAACAGUCGCUAUUGGCGCAGGUUUGGUUUGGGACGAUGUUUAUGCUGCUUUAGAGGACUUUGACGUCAAUGUCGUUGGAGGUCGUGUUUCUGGUAUUGGUGUCGCGGGUUUGACACUCGGUGGAGGUUAUUCAUGGCUGACCAAUCAGUAUGGUUUGACCCUCGAUAAUGUCCAAGCCUAUCAGUUGGUUUUGCCCAACAGUUCAGUUAUAAACGUUACCGAGGCCUCCAAUCCCGAUCUUUUCUUUGGUCUGAAGGGAGGCUACAAUAACUUUGGAAUUGUCACAACUUUCACACUCAAGACAUUCCCUCAGGGACAAGUAUGGGGUGGCCAACUCGUGAUCCUUGGUCAAUACAUAGACCAAGUUAACUUAGCUACCGCCAACUUCGCCGCGAAUGUUACUGAUCCGAAAGCAGCGCUUAUCACCACAAUCGACUACACAGGCGGACAGAUUUUAGCGUCUGUAAUAAUGUUCUAUGAUGCGCCUACACCUCCAUCAGGCAUCUUUGACGACUUCUUGACCAUCCCCAACGUUGAAGAAGAUGUCUCCACCCGGAGCUACUUGUCACUUGUGCAAGUCGAAUCAACCCAGACGAGCGCAAAUAAGCGCGGAUACUAUAACACCGUAUCCCUAAGGGACAUCACCUAUUCCAUCAUGCAGGCAGUAACCAAUCAAGCAGAGUAUUGGGGUGCCAAAAUGCUCUCCGCUGGUGAAGCAAUCAUCAGCUAUGACGUCGAGCCCUUCCUGCAGACCAUCCUCACACACGGGAGCCCGUCAGCAUAUCCGUCAACUCGCUCACAGCGUUACUUGCCGUUGAACCUUUACUUCAGUUGGACCAAUUCUUCGGCCGAUGAGGCGUUUUACGAUGCAAUUUUGGAGAGCGCCACGAAUCUAACGGAGACAGCGGUUAUUGAGGGGCAGGCAGACGUCGCCACUGCGCCUCUCUACCCAAAUUACGCAAUUUAUGGCACGAGUACGGGAAGGAUAUAUGGGGCUUCGCUAGGCACACUAACAGUGCUGAAAGCGAUAUACGAUCCUGAGAACGUGAUGGGUCUGGCUGGUGGAUGGAAAGUUUGA